Messenger RNA from Arabidopsis lyrata subsp. lyrata, 778 nucleotides. Its product is annotated as cytochrome c6, chloroplastic. Gene Ontology annotation, molecular function: iron ion binding; electron transfer activity; heme binding. The transcript has 6 exons. The record is from RefSeq and is a predicted model, not a curated record. Bases 48 to 578 code for a protein of 176 amino acids. NCBI's taxonomy places the organism in Eukaryota, Viridiplantae, Streptophyta, Magnoliopsida, Brassicales, Brassicaceae.
GAAAGAAAGCUGAGCCGCUAAUUUCUAAACUUGCUUGAUCCAUCGAGAUGAGUCUUCUUCUCUCUUGUGCCUCUGCUCGCACCUCCAAUCUUUUUUGUUCCUCCCAAAAGGUCAAUGGAAGAGAAAGAGAAUUGCAAUACCCAAUUCUUCCAAAUCACAACAAAGAUUUGAACUUUCUGAUAAAGAAGUUAGCUCCGCCACUCACGGCGGUUCUACUUGCUGUUUCACCCAUCAUCUGUUUCCCUCCAGAAUCUCUAGGGCAGACUUUGGAUAUACAGAGAGGAGCAACAUUGUUUAAUAGAGCUUGUAUCGGGUGUCACGAUACAGGUGGAAACAUUAUUCAACCGGUCGCAACGCUUUUCACAAAAGACCUCGAAAGAAAUGGAGUUGAUACCGAGGAAGAGAUAUAUCGUGUUACCUACUUUGGAAAGGGAAGAAUGCCGGGAUUUGGAGAGAAAUGCACACCGAGAGGACAAUGUACCUUUGGACCGCGGUUGCAAGACGAAGAAAUCAAGCUUCUGGCUGAAUUUGUAAAGUUUCAAGCUGACAAAGGUUGGCCAAAUGUAUCUACCGACUAGCGAGUAGCAACGAAGAAUUAGUACAGUUCAAUUCGGUUGGUGAAGUAAAAAUUUGCAGCAGUAGUUUGAUAUUUCUUUGUAUCUACUUACACUGGUAACAUUUCUUUUUGGGAGGCGUAAUUGUAAUUGCUUAUGCUCCAAGAUGUUCUUUAGGUACAAAAUUCAUAGGUGUUCAUAAUCUACCAACACAUACGUGCUCA